UUUCCCGACCUGAAAAGGCGCCGUCUUCCUGGGUCGCGAGCACUCUGUGCCGGAGGACUCGGCUCUUCUCUGCAAGGAGAGCACUCGGGAGGGAAUGGCUGCUGUGUCUCCAACUGCCAGAUUCCAGGACGCAGUGACAUUCGAGGACGUGGCGGUGGUUUUCACAGAUGAAGAGUGGAGGUGUCUGGUCCCUGCUCAGAGGGACCUCUACAAGGAGGUGAUGCUGGAGAACUAUAAGAGCAUUGUCUCGUUGGGACUUCCAGUUCCUGGACCUGAUGUGAUUUUUCAGUUGAAGAGAGGGGAUGAGCCUUGGAUAGUGGAGCUUCAUGGAUCUGAGGGGAAAGAAUGUGCAGAGAAUGUCUCUCAAGACUGGGAGACUAAGCCUGAGAUUCAAGGUGCUUCAGAAGAAGAAAAAUCAGAAAGAACAUUGAGGGAAAAGCUUGGAAUGAAAGGUCCUUCAUCUCCUAAAUUUGAAGUUCAUGUGGUGGAUGGUGGGUUAGGAACAGAGAAGGAAAGCCCUGCAGUGGAGGCCUGCAAGCAAUCCCUUUCUCAGGAGGAAAGGUUGCAGCAUGGGGCAACCCCUCCCAAGAAAAUUCUCAUUAAAGAGAGAGACCAGGAAUGCAGUGACUGUGGGAAGACCUUUUUUGACCACUCCUCCCUUAUUCGCCAUCAGAGGACUCACACUGGAGAGAAGCCCUAUGACUGUCCUGAGUGCGGGAAAGCCUUCAGUCACAGGAGCAGUCUCAGUAGACAUCUGAUGUCGCACACUGGGGAGAGCCCCUACGAGUGCAAUGCCUGUGGGAAAGCCUUUUUCGACCGUUCAUCCCUAACUGUACAUCAGCGAAUUCAUACUGGAGAGAAGCCCUUUAAAUGCAAUGAGUGUGGAAAAGCCUUCUUUGACCGCUCGUCCCUUACUCGACACCAGAGAAUUCAUACUGGAGAAAGUCCUUAUGAAUGUAAUCAAUGUGGGAAAGCCUUUAGCCAGAAAAGUAUUCUCACUCGACAUCAGCUAAUCCAUACGGGCAGGAAGCCAUAUGAAUGUAACGAGUGUGGCAAAGCCUUCUAUGGUGUCUCAUCACUGAAUAGACAUCAGAAAGCCCAUGCUGGAGAGCCUCGCUAUCAGUGCAGCGAGUGUGGGAAAGCUUUCUUUGACCGCUCCUCCCUUACUCAGCAUCAGAAGAUUCACACCGGAGACAAGCCAUAUGAAUGCAGCGAAUGUGGAAAAGCCUUUAGCCAGAGGUGCCGGCUUACGCGACACCAGAGAGUUCAUACGGGAGAGAAGCCCUUUGAAUGCAGUGUGUGUGGGAAGGUUUUCAGUUCCAAAUCAUCAGUUAUUCAACAUCAAAGGCGUUAUGCCAAACAGGGAAUAGACUGAGUUGAGCAAAAGCUUUAGUUAAAGGACCUCCGUGCAAACUCAAGUUAGGUCUUCCCCAACUUAAACCCAUCUCCCGGUCAUUGCACCUAUUCUGGCUACUACCCUCCUUACCUGCCUCUGUUACCACAGUGUUUGAAGGAACAUUCUCUACCCACUGUGUUAUAGAGCUGAUGUGGGAUGCCAGAAAUUAGGAUGUGACUCUUUAGAGUCAACAUUUUGCAGAGGUUUAUCAGACGAUAGGGACAAACGUUAGGAGGCGAUCCUCAGACACACCUCUCGUCCUAGUCCCCAGGUAUCACUACACUUUAAAUAACUGGAGGCCACAGCAGGAGGGGAAGGCACACUAAUGUCAGAGCAAUACUGUUGUUUCCAGAACAGUUCUUUAUAGCCGUUAGUCCCUCUCUCUUGGAGAUUCUUUGGGCACUGACCUUGUUCUGUUGUGUCCCAGCUUCUAGAUCUCUUAAUACUACUACUAGUAGCUAGCACUUAUUGAGCGCUUAUUAUGGGGCAAGCACUCAGCUGAGAGUUUUGCAAGGAGUAGAUUAUUUGCUCCUCUCACUAACCCUCUGAAGUAGGUACUGUUACUACCCACAUAUUACAGAUGAGCAAAAUGAAGUUUAGAGGGGUUAAAUAACUUGCCCAAUAUGACAGCUAGUAAAAGGUGAAGCCAGGUCUUGAAUACAGGUCUCCCUUCAAAGUCUGUUCUCUUUACCAUUAUGCUAUAAGGUUUGUUUUAUAAUUUAUGUACAUGUACUAUUUCCUCAACCAGGUUGUAAGCACUCGGAGUUGUGACUUAUAUGUCUUUGUAUCUCACACAGUGCCUUGCAAAUAAUAGGUGCUCAAUAAAUAGUUAUCUGAAUUAAU
Molecule: messenger RNA, 2239 nt
Organism: Lipotes vexillifer (Yangtze River dolphin)
Lineage: Eukaryota; Metazoa; Chordata; Mammalia; Artiodactyla; Lipotidae
Gene: ZNF2
Product: zinc finger protein 2
Exons: 5
Coding region: 95-1375 (426 amino acids)
Biological process (GO): regulation of DNA-templated transcription
Source: RefSeq, a predicted model, not a curated record